CCAGGCUGUCUUCUUACAGGUGCAGGGUGAACAGGUGUGGUCAAAACGGAUUCUUCCUGUUUGGCAAGGGAGGAGCUUUGAUUGAUGGGUGUGACAUCUGUGAAAACGCGUUCCCCGGUGUUGGAAUGGACGACAGUGUAGAUACGAUUGUGAGGAGAUGCAGGAUCAGGCAUGGCAAGGGAGACGGGAUCAAAAUCUACGGGGGCUUAGGCAUACAGAUCCAGAAGAAUGACAUCAGCCACAAUGGGCAGGUGGGGAUAUCGAUCGAGGACGGUGCAGACCCUGUGGUGAGGGAAAACAGCAUCCACGACGGGAACAGCUGCGGGAUCUCUGUGCUCAAGGGAGGAAAGGGGACAAUAGAAGACAACGACAUCUACUGCAACGCUCACCCCAACGUCUAUGUGGCUAACAGCGCAGACCCGCUGAUCCGGGGGAACCAAAUCCACCACAGCGGAAGCUGCGGGGUGACGUGCGUGGAAGAAGGGCUGGGAACGAUCGAGGAGAACGACAUUUACUGCAACCAGUCGGUUGGGCUGUACAUCAUGAACCGAGCGAAUCCUGUGGUGAGGAACAACACGAUCCGGGAGAGCGAGGGGGACGGGAUCUCUGUGUGCUUUGCUGGGCGAGGCCUGAUAGACGGGAACACGAUUCGGGCCAACGCUGGGAUCGGGCUGCUCAUCGAGAGCGAGGCUGAGCCGCGGGUGACGAAGAACCAGAUCCUCGAGUCGCACUCAGAUGGGAUCAAGGUCUCGCACAACGGCAAAGGGUACAUCGAGUCCAACACGGUGAUAAGGGCUGGGCACGGGGCUGGUGCUGGGUCAGGGAUCUGUAUCACAAUGGGGUCAGCGCCUGUGGUGAAGAACAAUCUGGUGAAGGACUGCCUGCAGCACGGGGUGCUGAUAACGGACGAGUCUGCUGGGAUCAUCGAGAGGAACACGAUCUCCGGCCACCAGGGCAACGGCAUUGCAAUCCUACGGAGAGCGAACCCGAUCGUGAGAGGCAACGUGGUGAGGGAGAACAAGGGCGCCGGUGUCUUCGUGUCGCAGGCCGGGCGAGGGAUGGUCAGCGACAACCGUCUCUCGUACAACAGAGGGCAGAGCCAGCUGCUGGUAGAGCCGGGCUGCGACGCAACGGUGAGGGACAACAUCGUAUCUUAAGCUAGGUAUGACAAGGUUGGUGAACAUAAAUGUGAAUCAUCUCG
This is a messenger RNA of Guillardia theta CCMP2712, 1201 nucleotides long. RefSeq lists its product as hypothetical. Gene Ontology annotation, biological process: protein ubiquitination; regulation of apoptotic process; ubiquitin-dependent protein catabolic process. Lineage: Eukaryota; Cryptophyceae; Pyrenomonadales; Geminigeraceae. The record is from RefSeq and is a predicted model, not a curated record. The transcript has a single exon. The coding region runs from base 126 to 1157 and encodes 343 amino acids.